This is a messenger RNA of Pararge aegeria (speckled wood butterfly), 2825 nucleotides long. It is a transcript of the gene serpin-6, whose product is annotated as serine protease inhibitor 88Ea-like. Gene Ontology annotation, molecular function: serine-type endopeptidase inhibitor activity. Bases 298 to 1539 code for a protein of 413 amino acids. The record is from RefSeq and is a predicted model, not a curated record. The transcript is spliced from 8 exons. NCBI's taxonomy places the organism in Eukaryota, Metazoa, Arthropoda, Insecta, Lepidoptera, Nymphalidae.
GACACGGCAGGUUUGUACGCGAACGUAUACCAGUUUACCAACACUAACAUAAAAGAGGAUAGCGGCUGGCCCUCUUUCAGUCUGCCUCAGAUUCUCGCCGCAACAGAACGCUACGCGUGUAGAAUAAAAAUAAAUACGUUCUAUACUUUAUCUCGAGAUAAAUUUCGAAAUAAGUAUUCAGUGAAAUAUAAAUCUCAAUACCCCAGGGAAAUAGGGUAGCGGGUCGUCUAAAUCUGAAAAUUUGUGCAUACGUUAACCUUUAUUGAAAUAUAAGGACGUUCGGGCAGACGAAGCAAGAUGUUGAAACUAGGCGUAAUAUUGUGCCUGGCUAUAUCGUCAACAGUAAACAGCCAGUGUUUCUACAAAGAUGAUACAUCUAAGAAACUUAAUCCCGACGCCCGCACAAUGUUAUACAGAAACCAAUUGGAGUUCACUUUGAAUCUCUUCGAUACUAUAAACCACGCAGUUCCCGAGGAUAACAUAUUCUUUUCUCCAUUUUCUGUAUAUCAUGCAUUACUUCUUGGAUAUUUCGCCGCUGGUGGAGAAACAGAAAAAGCUUUGAAGCAAUCAUUACGUAUUUCCGACGCACAGGACAAGGUGAACUUGCUGAUGGCAUACAAAGUGGAUAAGAGGUCGCGUGCUGUAAACAACAACAGUGACAGCUAUGAGUUCACGAACGCCAACAAAAUGUUCGUGGACUCGGAGCUGCAAGUGCGUGACUGCCUGCUUAACCUGCUCUCUGGCGAAGUGGAUGCACUGAAUUUCCACCAAAACCCGCAAGAGGCACGCCAGCAGAUCAACAACUGGGUAGCCCAGGUUACAAAGAAUAACAUAAAGGACCUGAUUCCAGCAUAUGGUGUUUCUAAUUCUACUAAGCUAGUCCUAGCCAAUGCAGCUUACUUCAAAGGAGUAUGGUCCUCUAAAUUCCCUGUAGAGAGGACGAAGAAACAAGUGUUCUUUGUGUCUGAAACUCGGCAGACCCUGGUUCCUUUUAUGAGGCAAAAAGGGACAUUCCAUUAUAUGGUGAGUGACGAAUUAGGAGCCCAGAUCCUUGAGUUGCCGUACAAGGGCAAUGACAUCAGCAUGUACAUCCUACUUCCACCAUACUCGAUGAAAGAAGGAGUAUCAAACAUCAUCAAAAACUUAACCCCAGAGCGUCUUGCCGCAGUGGUUGAAGAAGGAUACAUGGGCAGAGAAGUGGUUGUCGAAAUCCCUAAGUUCACAAUUGAGAGAAGUUUACCACUUAGACCGAUUUUGGAGACCAUGGGUGUGGGUGAUUUGUUCAAGGCAUCCUCCAACUUUAGCACUUUGUCGGACGACAAUGGCAUUAUUUUCGAUGAUGCUGUUCAUAAAGCCAAAAUACAAAUCGACGAAGAAGGAACGGUAGCAGCAGCUGCCACAGCGAUCUUUGGAUUCCGAUCAUCGCGUCCUGCAGAGCCCACAGUCUUCAUCGCCAACUUCCCCUUUGUCUACAUUAUAUACGAGCGACCCACCAACUCAGUACUCUUCAUGGGAGUAUACAGGGACCCCAAGAAGUAAACAGUAAUAAUAGGUUUAAUCCAUUAAUUGUAACUUUUCUUAUAUAAUAAAAAUCUUUUCAUUACUUUUGUGUGCGAAGUGUGUUUUAAAAAUAUAUAAGAAAAACCACUGGUUUUUGUUUUCUAUUUUUAAUAAAUAAAAACAUAUAUCAUGAAAAGAUAUUGUUUAUAUAACAGGUAAGAUAGAAAUGGACUUAAUCAUAAGAACUCAUGCUAAAGUGAACAUACAGCUUCAGUUAACCCCCGUAGUUUAUAGUAUCAACAGUGAAGCUGUCUUACAAAAUUGGUAACUAUUCAUAAUAUUUUAACUUUGCCCUGUGGAUUUAUCGCUUUAACUAUGGGACGUAACAAACAUAACUUUAUACAAAUUGUCUCAGAAAUCAACGAAAAGCCAGAAACAAAUUAUAGGCCAAGUCGUGACAGUUUAAAUCAAAAAAUAGUAAAGAAUAUUGGAAAUGAUCAUUUUGAAUUUUAAAAAAUAAUCCUGAAAAUCUGUCUCCCUGUGAGAAUCUUAAUUCUUGAGAUUAUAAUUAGAACAUCACUGAGUGGUAAUUUGUUUUUAUACAGGUACUCCAUAUUACCUGUAUUAUUAAUAAUGUCGCAAACGAAUUCCUUAGAAAAUAAAAAAAAGUAAUGUGUGAAACUGUUGAAGAGAGACGGGAAUUUUGAGUGGAAAAUUCGUUUGGCCUUGCUUCGUAAACUGGCGUAGUCACUAUGACUAAGGAUUUUGCUUCCUAAUUUGUUUUGUCUUUUUGCAGUUUAAAAUUCGCACGAAGUUUGUUGUCUCGUUAAAAUGUGGGUUCUUUUCCGCAUACUUGAUUAUGUUUGAUCUUAUACGAUACGCUAACUGCAUACAAUUUCUAACAGGAAUCCAAGUGAUUUUGACAUUUUAAAAUUUCUUCUUACGUACUUGGGAACACACAUGAUACGACUUUUCGAUAAUCAUGAUUUAAGCAGUUGGUCGCAAAGAGGAUACAUAUAUUACGGAGUACAUAACCACUAUGACAACAUAAUGGUUGUGUACUCUUUUGUCGUAUGUAAAAGUCACUCAAUAUUAUAGAUAUUUGUAUACCGCAGAUCAAGUAUUAAGAUUUAAUCAGAUGUCGAUUAAUUAAUAUUUUAAUUUAUUUAUUUUCUUAAUUUAAUAAGUAGGUAGUUAGUAUAAGACGCGUUUAUGUUAAGUUUAAUUUAUAGAUACUAUUCUCUACGCCUACAAUAUGUUUAAUCAUGUCAUAACUGUAUUAAUUUAAUUUUAUACCGAAUGAGAAAUACAAUUUUACAAACAGA